GCACUGCAUUUUAUAUCCCCCUCGGUUCAACCUAGGGUUCUCUUUCAAAACCUUCCGCCGUAACCUUCUCCUAUUCUCGUCGGCGUAGGAAGAAGAAGAGAAAAAAGACGCCAAAAUGGCUUCACCGGAAGCUCCUCUCUGCUAUGUCGGCGUCGCUCGCCAAUCUGCCGCUUUUCGUCUUAUGAAGCAAAUGGGAUGGGAAGAAGGAGAAGGGCUUGGUAAAGAUAAACAAGGGAUCAAAGGUCACGUUAGAGUUAAAAACAAGCAGGAUACUGCUGGUAUUGGAUUAGAUAAACCUAAUCCGUGGGCGUUCGAUACUGCUCAGUUUGAUAGUAUUCUCAAAGGAUUGAAAGUGAAGCAAGCAGUGCAAACCAAUGAUGAAGCGGAAAAGAAUGAAAAUCGAGUAGAAACUGAGGCUGAUGCGGCUAAUGAUGCUGAAGAACAAGUUGUUAAGGCUACUCGACCCCAGGGAAGAUAUAAGAAAAGAGAGAGAGGGAAGCUUGUGAAUGCAUAUUCUUCUAAGGAUCUUGAAGGAAUUCUUGCCAAAAAGGUUGAGCAGUCAUUGCCUGUAAAUCCUGAUGUCGGUGGUGAAUUGGAGAUAUUAGAGCCAACUGAGACUAAUGGUUUUUCCGCUGAAGGAAACAAAGUUGAGAGUGUUUCUCCGGAUUGGUGGGGCUAUAAAUAUGGAUUUGUUUCUGGAGGUUUUCUGGGAGAGUCUACGAGAAAGAAAUCAUUGAAAACUGGAGUGUCAAAAAUUUCAACUGAAAGAACUGUAUUUUUUGAAGAUGACCAAGAGAAUCUCUACAAACUUGUGCAAGAUAAAGCCACAACUGGAAAACAGGGUCUGGGCAUCAAGGAUCGACCAAAGAAAAUAGGUGGAGUUCACUUUCAGGGGAAAAAGAAGUCAUUUAGCGAUAGUGAUGGUGAAGAUUCUGAUGAUGUCGGCUCUCCACCAAAACGAACACGUGAUGAUGCAUUAGAAACAGAGAAAGAUGAUCAACCAAAACUAAAGUUGAAAAAGCUGUGUAAACGGCUUCUUCGUCAGGUACCUGGAGAUUCAUUAAAACUAAAACAACUGAAAGUUCUUAUUGAUGAGCAAUCAUCUUCGGUUUUUUCCAACUUUUCUUCCAAGAAAGAUGCUAUCGCCUACUUGAAGGGAAAGCUCGAAGGCAGCAGCAAGUUUUGUGUGGAGGGAAAGCGAGUGAGUCUUGCAGUUAGAAGAGGCUAAAGUAAACUUUACGAUUUUGAUAGUCUUUUGGUGGCCACUAUAAGCUGAGACUGAAUUAUUAGU
Molecule: messenger RNA, 1291 nt
Organism: Hibiscus syriacus
Lineage: Eukaryota; Viridiplantae; Streptophyta; Magnoliopsida; Malvales; Malvaceae
Product: PIN2/TERF1-interacting telomerase inhibitor 1-like
Exons: 11
Coding region: 116-1228 (370 amino acids)
Biological process (GO): regulation of ribosome biogenesis
Cellular component (GO): nucleolus
Molecular function (GO): nucleic acid binding
Source: RefSeq, a predicted model, not a curated record